Molecule: messenger RNA, 2702 nt
Organism: Branchiostoma floridae (Florida lancelet)
Lineage: Eukaryota; Metazoa; Chordata; Leptocardii; Amphioxiformes; Branchiostomatidae
Product: divergent protein kinase domain 2A-like
Exons: 2
Coding region: 517-2166 (549 amino acids)
Source: RefSeq, a predicted model, not a curated record
CACACAUACCCUCUUUUGAGACUGGACAGGUUUUUCCACACCUUUCUCCUUUCCGGACUGGACAGGCUUUUUUCCUGUAGCUAAUAAGAAGGCACGCAAAAACAUCGUUUCUCUGCUUGACCAAAAAUUCGGUCCUCUUUCCCUGACGCGGCUUGAGUUCAAAGGACGGGGAUUUAGGACGACUUCUAUAAAAUGUGCACCAAAAGAGCCCAUUCUCGCAGGGAUGACUUUUUUUCUAUUCAAUUUCGGAACAGUCCAUUUUUCAUAAGGAGGUAGGUGGGGUGAAUUAAGCUGGAUUCGCUCAUAAGCAAAUACCGUUCUAGUCCUUUAAUAAUAAUCUAUCGUAUCCCUAAAGUGCACCCUUCCAACUGAUUUUAACGCAUCGAGUCACUCUGUGUCCUUUAGCUAUAGGGCCCCAUUGGCCGAAAACUGCGUUCUGCUACCUUAUAGAGAGCAGACAACUACCCCCAAAUAUCGCGCGUGACCCCAAAUGAACGUUUGCAUGUUGUCGUCUCGAUGCCUGAACUUUGGACAGCAAUGGAUUCGUUCAUCAUGGCGUCAGCCAGGCGAUGGUGUCGCAGGCUGCACUACUCUGGCUGGACGCGGGUUUUAUUCCUCCUUACCUUGAUGAUAGCUAUUGGUUUCAUAGCACGCAACUACUGGCAGGUCGAAGAUGAUUUGGAAGCAAGAAAACGAAUAUCAAACGGCGGGGACAAGAAAUACGCACAGAGUAUUCAGGAGCUUCUUGCACAGGGCAUAGACGAGAAGAGGAUGCGAGAGGCACUUAGGCAGAAGGCAGAGGAGGUUCACCGAAUCGUGAAGGAACGUGGAGAGGCUUUAGCGAAGGAAGCACAAGCAAAAGCAAAAGCAAACGUUGUUAGAAUUAACAUUCACAAGCCAGAACUGAAUCCAGAAAAUCAACACAGUUGGAAAGCUAUAGAAAAAAUGGCAGCCCAUGAUGAGAUAGAAGAUCACAAGAAGCAGCCUGAACAGUACAUGACUUUCAAACGCCUCAUGGAGGCCAAGAAAUGUCCUGCCUGUUAUGGAGAAUCACUUUGUGAACAGGCAGAGGUCGGUCUUAUCACAAUGGAUGUUGCCGAUAAAACGUGGGAGCACAAAGGGGUAUACUUUGGACAUUUUAGAAAUACCGAAGUGGUUGCCAAACGACUGGUUGGCAAGGAUGACUGGACGAGAUUUGACGAGUUCAUAUGUCAGAAUGCUAGUUUGCCCAAAGAUUGUGAUGUCUCGCACAUGAUCUCUGAUACAGUACUUGUAACAGAUAACGUCUUGCAAGUGUCAUUUCUGAAAGAUGCAUGGCGUAUAGCUCACACUAGACGAUCUAUUGCGAUGGAGGCUUGUAUGACUGAUAGAUUGAUUGAAUUGAUCAAGACUGCAUAUGAUGAGAAUGUGAACAGGAAGCUGAGUAAGACUGAACGAGCCUACAUGAUAACAGCCUUGCUGUUGAACCCAGAGGCUGCACUACUGAAACAUUUCACUUCCAGGGCUGAAGAAUACUGGCCUUUCCCCAAGUACAUUGGAGCCUGUGGACGUGUCAUUCUUGUAGAAAGUGGUGGAAAGCUCCUUGGUUCAGCCAUUGAGUCUCCGUGGAAAGAGAGAGCAAAUAUAGCACUACAAGUCUUGGAAAUGAUUGACAAAUUUCGAAACGGCGACCCAAAAUGGGUGGUGAUGUUCGUCGACUUUCGCUACGACAAUUUUGCAGUGAACAAUUACGGACGGUUGACUCUGAUCGAUUUCGAUGACGUCAUGUUGAUUGACAGGGAGGAGUUUGUCGGAGAGAACAAAACAGAACCAUGUGACUUGAAAUGUUUCAAAACAUUCAUAUCUCAAAUAGAAGCCAUGAACAGCUAUGACUCUUGUUCAGCCAUGCCUCAGUACUCACAAAUGAUGUAUGCUUUGGCCUGUGUUCGCUUACUGUCGCACCUACCUGAACACUUGUCAGAACCAAACCCGAUGGAUCCAAAGCCUGACAAACAUCGUCCUGACAGCGAACGACCCGGACUCCUGUGGGGACCCCCAGAGCAGGAGGCAAAGGUGUUAGAAGAGCUGCUGAGAGGCUGUGUGGAGGAAAAUGUGGCAGGAGGUCGGUUGGAGGCGGUGGGAGAACUCAAAACAUUUCUACGGAGGAAUGCAAAGGGAGAGAACUAAGAGAGCACAUGUAACAACAGACAUGUGCUAAUGAUUGCUAGCGCUACACGAUCGUUUGAGGUUUAAUCUCAAAGCAGUUUUAAAGUUUUCAAAACCAGACCAAUUGCACAAAUUCAAAACUAUGCAAUGGUUUCUUACCCAGCUAAGCGCAGUAUUUUCUUUUUUGCCACUUUAGCAUUCUUAUAAUCCAAUGCUGCCUGGUAAGAGCUAAAUAAUUCUUACUAUCAAGUUCUAUCAAGUUGUUAUUCUUUUUUUAGCAUGAGUUAAAGUGACGAAAAGUAACAUUCUGUUUAUCAGAAGUUUUUAUGUUGUCUACAUGACAUUAUUUGACCUCUGCAGUGUUUCAAUGCUAGUUAGCGGUCAUGAUCAUUUAACAUUGGCUGGGUUCAUCUCUCAUGAUACCACAAGAUACAUGUAAUCUACUGUACGUAUCUAUCAUGAGCAACACAUAACUGUUAACAGUUCCCGCUUUAUCGACAACUAUUUUGUCUUUUUGGUGUUUUCAUGAUCGAGCUUGAAUAAAAUGACCGUUCAAU